Molecule: messenger RNA, 975 nt
Organism: Mollisia scopiformis
Lineage: Eukaryota; Fungi; Ascomycota; Leotiomycetes; Helotiales; Mollisiaceae
Product: NAD(P)-binding protein
Exons: 2
Coding region: 1-975 (324 amino acids)
Source: RefSeq, a predicted model, not a curated record
AUGGUCGAAUACAACAUCAACACUGAAGGCAAAGCCAUAGUGGCAGCCUUUCCCUCUCAAGUCUCAGGACGGACCUUUCUCAUCACUGGUCCAUCUCAAGGUGGUGUCGGUGCCGAAACAGCAAUCUCACUUGCUGAUGCCUCCCCAUCCACUCUCAUCCUCCUCGGUCGAGAUCUCACCAAAAUUCAACCCACAAUCGACGCUAUCAAAGCCAUCAACUCUUCCAUCUUAGUCAAAUACAUUCCUGUCGAUCUAGCUUCCCUCACCAGUGUUCGAGCCGUUGCCAUAGCCAUCCUCGACGACUCAACCAUCCCCAAGAUCGACGUAAUGAUCAACAACGGCGCUAUAAUGGCUGCUCCCUACUCCCUCACAACCGACGGCUACGAAUCCCACUUCCAAAUCAACUAUCUAUCUCACUUCCUCCUCACAAACCUUCUUCUCCCCAAACUCCUGAUGGCUUCUCCACCAGCGAGGAUCCUCAACGUGUCGUCCGCCGGCCAUUCGGUCUCCGACGUCCGUUACGAAUCCACCGAUUUCGAGAAGGGGACAAAAUACGUUCCGUGGUUUGCGUACGGACAGAGUAAGACUGCUUGCAUACUCUUCAGUGUGGAGUUGAAUCGAAGAUUCAAAGAAAGCGGGUGUAAGGUAAGAGCUUUUUCGCCGACACCUGGGGCCGUCGAUACGGGGUUGCAGAGAUUCGUUACGAAAGAGAUGAGAGAAGAGGGGAUGAAGGUCUGGAUUGCUUCUGGGAAAGCAGCGCCUGUUAGGAAGAGCUUGCAACAGGGGUGUGCCACUUAUCUGAGAGCAUCUCUUGAUCCGGCUUUGGUGGACCAGGAUCUGGUUUUUCUUAGUGAUUGUGUGCCAACUGAUAACCCGGAAGAACUUUCUGCUUAUGCAGUUGAUGCGGAGAAUGCGAAGAAGUGCUGGGCUUUGAGUGAAGAGAUGGUUGGAGAGAAGUUUGACCUCAAACUCUGA